Aspergillus brunneoviolaceus CBS 621.78 is the source of this 366-nucleotide messenger RNA. RefSeq lists its product as uncharacterized. The record is from RefSeq and is a predicted model, not a curated record. Lineage: Eukaryota; Fungi; Ascomycota; Eurotiomycetes; Eurotiales; Aspergillaceae. The transcript has a single exon. The annotation marks the transcript as partial.
CUCGAUCUCCCGGCCCAAACCCUCCCACAGACCGCCCCCGUCCUCGCGAUAGGUCGGUAUUUCAUCCGACGCGGCCAACGCGCCGAAUUCCAGCGGACGUUUGAGGCGAGCAAAGCCCAUCUUGAGGCGUUUACGACCCCGUAUUCGCUGGUGGGCGGGUGGGUUGCUAGGGGUGAAGGGGAGGAUGGGGGGAAUGCAGACACCGACGAGGGGACAGCGGAGUUUGUUCUGUUCAGUGGGUGGGAGGCUGUUGAGAGGCAUUUUGCGUUUGCGGAGACGGAGGGCUUUAAGGAGUUUGUGAGGAUUAAGGAGUUUAUGGAGGGGGCGGAGAUCAAGCAUGCUGUGAGGUGGGAAGGGGGUGUCUGA